Molecule: messenger RNA, 4242 nt
Organism: Thamnophis sirtalis
Lineage: Eukaryota; Metazoa; Chordata; Lepidosauria; Squamata; Natricidae
Source: RefSeq, a predicted model, not a curated record
AUGGCUAAAGGACUAGGGACCCAGCAAGCUGCACCCCGGCGAUGGGCCUGCUUCUUGGCUGCCCUGUCACUGCUGUGUUUAGCUGUCCAAGCAGUCCAGAAGGCAGAAACCAUCGGAGAUCCCACAGCAGCUACCAUCAACCAUUCACACUUGCUGCUGAAGCGGCUUCAGGAGCUUCUGCUCAAUGGGAACACCAGCGACACCACCCUGAGGGUCCACACGGCUGGCUCUGACGAAAUUAAAGUCUUUCACGCCCACCAGCUGAUGCUCAGCUUACAAAGCGAGACCUUUGAGACUCUGUUGCUGAACCAGACAGUGCUUGACUUGCACGAGCCACUUGACAACGUGGCCCUUUUUGAAAAGUUCAUCAGAUCAUCUUCCCUUGUGCCUACGGACCUUGUUGACAAGACCUUGAAUGAAACCUUGUCAGCGAUAAACAGGUAUCUGUAUUGUGGCGAGGUCUCCAUAUUCCUCCAUGAAGCCAUCCCACUUCACCGUCUAGCCAGUAAAUACCAUGUGUCCAGUUUGCAGCGAGGGAUAGCUGAGUAUAUGAGGGGCCACUUGGCUAGUGAAUCGAGCCAAGGCCAUGUAGUGGGAUGGUACCAUUACGCAGUGGGGAUUGGUGACGAGGCUCUGCAGGAGAGCUGCCUCCAGUUUCUGGCCUGGAACUUCUCUGCUGUCAUGAGUAGUCCUGAAUGGGCCUCUGUAAGCCUAGAUUUGCUGCUACUAUUGCUUGAAAGGUCUGACCUAGUCCUCCAGAGUGAAUUGGAGUUGUACGCAGGCAUAGAGAAGUGGAUUACCACAUAUCAGCCUGAGGACCCUGUAGUGGAGAAGAUCCUGAGAUCCCUGCGUUAUCCUAUGAUCUCCCCCAACCAUCUUUUCCACCUGCAGAAACAGUCUCCUGUGAUGGUGAAACACUACAGCACUGUGCAAGAUCUGCUCUUCCAAGCCUUCCAGUUCCAUUCAGCUUCCCCAAUCCAUUUUGCCAAAUACUUUGACAUUAACUGCAGUAUGUUCCUGCCCCGUAACUACCUCUCCAUCUCUUGGGGGUCCCAGUGGGUCAUUAAUAACCCUGCUCGAGAUGACCGUAGUACCAGUUUCCAGACCCAGCUGGGCCCCAGCAACCAUGAUUCUGCCAAAAGAGUGACAUGGAACGUCCUCUUCUCUCCUCGCUGGCUCCCGGUGAGCCUGCGUCCUGUCUAUUCCGACUCGGUCUCUGGUGCCAUCCAACCUAUUAGAAUCGAGGAUGGACGUCCCCGUCUGGUUAUCACUCCAGCCACAACCAGUUCAGAUUUUGCAGGUGUCAGUUUCCAGAAGACUAUUCUGGUGGGCGUCAGGCAGCAGGGUAAACUCUUUGUCAAGCACACCUAUAACUUCCACCAGAGCACAGAUGAAGUUGUCGAUUUCCUGAUAUAUGCUGACUUGCAGAAACGCACCUCUGAAUACCUGAUUGACAACUCUUUGCAUUUGCAUAUCAUUGUCAAGCCCGUCUACCACUCACUCAUCAAGAUCAAAAAGUAGAAGGAAGAUGGAGGAGAGACAGCUGGACACAACAUGGGGAGAGAACCGCUGGUUGCAUUGGAGGAUAGCACUGACUCUAUUAUUCAGUAUUAAAGUGUCUGACGCAGGCUCUCUCUCUCUCUGCGUCUUAAGUUGUAUUGGCCCUGUUGGAGAAGCUGAGAAUUCAUUGUAUAAAAGAAGCUUCCUUUGAAUCUGAGGACUUUGUUUUCUAGAGGGAAUUAAUCAGGGAGUGGAAGGUUCUCUUGUCUGUCUUUCCAUUGUUUUAAGGUUUUAUCUCCCUUCAAUUUGAAGAGACUCAGGUAGAACUGGAGAUUCUCAUGGUGCUUUUGAAUAGGUAAUUAUCAAAGAUGUCACAUAGCAAAACCAUUUUUUUGUCUUCCUGGCCUAAUUAGAAGCUGCCUUAUGUUCCCCUUGUUUCCCCAAGAGGUUUUGUUCCCUUGAGAUAAUUACAAACGGAUACCCUGACAGAAAAGGUGUGGGGUUAUUCUUCUGUCUAUCUUCAGAUCUCUCCUUGUUUCCUCUAGUACUUUAGAUUACCAACUGCAGGGAAUUUCCAUGGAGAUAAUUCGUUGUGUGUGAAUUAGGAUGUAGUUCCCUGAAUCAGUUGAACAUGGUUCUGCAAUAUGGAUUUCUGCUAGUUUUGUAUUGGAAGUGUUAUUGUUAUUUGAUCUAUUUUCUCCUUAGUCAUGGAGAUUCUGCAGAUUUUUGAAACCCUAUAAAGUUCUGCAAAAAAAAAAAAUCCAUUAUUUGUCCUAUGUCUACUGCUACUGUCCGUAGCUUUUUAAACAGAAUUUACUAAGCUUUUUGAGAUUGGAAUUGUAAGUCUUAUGUGGAAUAGGAAAGGUGACUAAAAUUUUACAAAACUGGUUGAAACACAGGCCAUAAAAACCAUUAUUUUCUUUAACCCUGUGUGAUUGUGUGUAUGUGAACUAAUGGCCGGACAAUAUCUUUUCAGCCCUGUGCAAAUCAGAAAUGUCUAUCAUAGCUACUUCCAUUAAAAAAAAACUCUAAUUCAGAUUAAGAUCCCCAUCUCCUAAUAUGACAUAUUCUAAAUAAUCUUAAGUAACUACUGCAAAAAAAUAAUAAUAGUGGGCACCACAUUGCUUACUCCUGGUUCAAAACUUUAAUCACUAUUUAAAAAUGGCAAAUGUGGUGAGCUAGUCUUCUCACCAUCAUUGUUCCUUCUCUGUAAUAUUCUCCUAAUUAGAGUACAAGACAACAUGGCUAGAUGGUGCCUGUGGGGCCUUUUUAACAUGAUAAAUAAAAAAAACACAAACCCAAUCUUUUUAAGUAUACAUACAUCAUGAUAUCAGAAUAUCUCUUCCCAGACUUUUACUAUUAUCCUUACCAAGUGUGAAUUGAUGGUGUAUUUCUUGACUGCUGGUUUUACAGUCAGUACUAAAAUGCAGAAGUCAUCCACUUUCAACGUCUUCAUUGUUGUUCUAGGGCUAGUUGUGGUGUUUGUUGUCAUUUGUUUGGUGUUUUUUAGAUGUAAUCAUUCUUUCACUAUGUGCCUUGGCUUUCAUUACUAGGGGUCCCAGAUCCUUUGCAUUGCCUACCUUUAGAAUAAUGCCAUCAGCACUGUACUUGGAUUUCAAAAUCAUGCUCACCUUCUUCAAUCCAACUUCUCCUGAUAUAUAUUCAACAUGUAAGUUGACUAAAUAAGGAAAGAAUAUACAGCUUUGUCCGUCUUUAAGUCAGACUUAUACAGCUUUGUCCGUCUUUAAGUCAGACUUUCAUCUGGAUUGUGGCUUCCUGUCCUAUAUUUACAUGAAAUGAAAUGAAAAUGUCCUAUUUUACAUGAAAUGUUCUGGAAUUCUUAUUUUUUUAAGGACCUCCCACAGCUUCAUAUGGUCAACAAAGCUGAGGCUCUUCCUGAAGCAUAUUGACCUUGGAAUUCUUUGGUUUUCUCAAAAAUCCAGCAAUGCCUUCCAAGAAAAAAAAAAGCUUGAAUAUCUGGCAUCUCCCUUUCCAUGUACAGCUGUAAUCUGUAUUGGAUUAUAUUGUUUAUUAUAUAUUGCUAGCAUGAGAAAAUAAGAAUUUACACACUCUGUUAAUUCUCCUUUCUCUUGUAGACUGUAUGUUUUCAAUCUGUUAGCCACUGGAUCAUUUCCUAGAAUUUGCUGGCACAAUUUGAUCAAACAUUUAUUAAUUCUUCUUUGCUUGCAUUAUUUCUGCAAAUACACCAUUAAUUCCAAGAAACUGCCAAGGUUCUUUUUUGUAAAAUCAGAAUAUCUUCUAGCAAUAUUAUUAUUUACUCGGUAAAUGACCAGCAACAUAAAAUAAUAAAUAGGGUAUAGAAGAUAACAAAUACAAUCAGGAUCAAUAAAAAGAAAUAAGUACAAUUAUAUAUUGGCAACUAUAAAGUAAAUCAAAUAUGGUAUACUCUGGAUAUCCCUAAGACAAUAAUAUUUAUUUACCUAACAUUAAUAAAUCUAAUAUAUUAAAGUUAUACCCUAAACUAAAUGUCCUCUACAAUUAUUUAAAAAUAACUGAAUAAGAUGUUGAUGAAAAUAGAUGUCUUUAUUUCUUUAAUUGGCUUUCCCUUAUUAACACUUUGGGAGCAUAAAAUUUGACUACUGCACGAAUGGUGGCUGGAUUUGAGUCUUUCAAGAUGUGUUGGAUGUUGACAACCUUAGUGUGCAGAAUUUCAGAAGUUCCAGCUUUGAUCUUACUUGAACCCGUUACUGCUGUCCACUGACUUCCUUCAGCAUGCUAAUU